AAUUUGAACCAUAUUUGACCUUUGUAUUUAAAGCAGGGAGCGCCGGUUAUAACCUUUCUUCUUUCGUUGCGAAGCAGUUGUUAAAUUGUCUGUCUCUAGUUGGCAUUAUGGAAUCAAAUGAAGAGUUUGUUGUUGUCGACGACGAAAACAAUCGACGUCAGGAUUCUGUCGCCCGUUUGGAUGUGCUAGUUGAUUUAUUCAAAAAAACAAUUGAAACUCUUAACCAGUCCAGUAUCCUGUUAAAAGAUGAAUUGCAAACUGCCCUUAGUGUAACACUUCAAAAUGUCACUCCAGAUCAUUCGACCACGAUUGAAGAUUUAGUGAGGCAACUUGACAACAUAUCGGUGAGCCCGGAUGACGUUCGAAAGGCAUAUGUGAAACAGUUGUGCUCGAGGUUAGUGGCUGUGAAUGAAGAAAAGCAAUUCGUUAUGACUGAGUUAGUGGAACUGAAUGACCAGCUUCGGACAAUGGAAGUAGAGGCUCGCAAAUGGAAGAAACUCAUUGAACCAAUUUCCAAGGUUGCAGCUGACAUCAAGGAAUUAGAGUCUACCUACUUUUCCGAAUCAGAAGUUGACUCUGUAGACACAGAACUUCGUAUUGGGGAUGAAUCUACCGUUGAUGAUGUAUACAGUUUCCUCAAUGCCACACACAAUAAAAUCCAGAAUCUUCGUAACAAGGAGUUGUUUUUAAAAAACAAGGUUGAUAAAAGCACUUUAGAGACAUGCUCUGCAGUUUGCUUAGUAGACAGUAUUCAAGUUUCCAGUGCUAAAGAAUGUCUCAACAGUGGGAAUUCCAAUGCUAUUCAAACAGAUGAGACAAUCUUAAAGUGUGAUGCUUGGAUGCAAGCUGAGGUGUCUUCACCUACUGUGAUUUCGUCAAAUGCCACAAACCAAGUUGAACCACCAGCUUACGCUAGUCUUGCGAAAGCAAUGAUCAACCAGGCAACUGAAUCAGAAAAUAUUAAUUUGAAACAACUUGUUCGUGAAGAAAUUUUCCGUAUUUUAAAUGAAAAAAGUCAAACUUCUUCUAUGUCUAACAUGACAACUUUCGAUAUGGACAAUAGACUUAAUUCACUGUUAACUCCAGUAGUCAAACCUUCAUCUAAUCAACCAUCACUUAUUUCUACUGGAAAUGAAAUUUCUACUUCAAUUACUGAUUUUACUCAUUGGCCAAAUCUUCGUGUCAGUGAAUUUUCUUCUGUCGAUAUACCGCCUACAUCAAUCACAAGUGAGGCAUUUGUCAAUGGAUCUCAGGGAUUGACAGAAGUUUCAACUAGCAAUGAAUCAAAUUUAAUUUCAUAUAUUCCUAAUAAUUAUAGUUCAGAGUCAUAUAGAAAAGAUGCAACACCUUCUGAGCCUAAAGCAUUGAUGUCCUCAUUUUUCCCCUAUAUUGGUGGUUUUGUUCGCCGCCAAAUACAGCAAAUUGUUAAUAUGGAAAUCCCUUCGGAUUAUGGAUCAUGGUUAAGCGAACUGGGUUUGAAUCCUUCUGAAGGCAAUUUCAAUCAAUCUGUGAAACGCCAUUCUACUCCAAGCUUUUCUGCUCAUGAAGAGCAACCUUGGUGUCCUGGUUGUCGACAAAUGUUUGCCUCACGAACUGAACUAGAAGAACAUUUUCAAGGCUGUCUACUAUGAAUUCAUUGAAUUUCUUAUAUCCUGUUUAUUGUGAUAGCUAAAACAUUACCAUACUCAUAAGUAAUGUAACGCUUAUAUAUUACGUUCUCCUAUCAUCUAAGACUUCAUUUACCAUUCCAUACCAUUAUAUCAUGGGAAUUGUCAGAUAUCUUUCAUUGAUAACAUUAACUAACAGUUUGAUUGGCAUGUGUUUCUGAGGUGUUCUCUUCUCAUUUAGUUAAUUAUUUAAGAAAAACUCACUUUCAUGAUGACUGCCUGUUGUUGUUUUUUUGUUUUUUUUUAUCACCAUCAAUUCAAUAUCCAUUUUUAAAGUCAUUGAACAUGUUGAACAUUGAUCAUUUAUUCAUUAGUUGCUUUUUGUUGUUUAUUGAAGUCAACCGAAAGCCUCUUCUAGUUUUAUUCAGGAAAGGUCUUGCUAUGGGUUCAGUUGUUGUUGACUUGCGUAAAAUCUACAGUGUAUUUUUGUU
This is a messenger RNA of Heterobilharzia americana, 2098 nucleotides long. NCBI's taxonomy places the organism in Eukaryota, Metazoa, Platyhelminthes, Trematoda, Strigeidida, Schistosomatidae. The record is from the annotation of a GenBank genome assembly.